AAGGGGGCACAUCUACUCUACAUGGGGGGAGAGUAGGCAGGCCAGGUGAUGGCGACAUCUAUCCAUCUAUCAGCUACAGUAGGUGCAGGCCAGGCCGGCAGGGCAAGGCUGAGCUACACAGUCAGUCACGACAUACACACAUAUCCGGUCCAUCCAUCCAUCCAUCCAUCGUCGGUCGGUAAGGUAAAAACACACGCCUCUGGCUCACGGCACUCAGUCGACUCACCCAAAUCUGCUACAUCUAGCUGAGCUGGACGGACCCUCCUCAGUCGUCCCAGUCAGGUCUGAUCUCGACCGCUAGCUACCAAGAGGUACCGAUGGCCGCCCCAUCGUUCCCCCGCCCUCCCUCGUCGCCACAGCUAAGCUACGUACGUCACGCCACCGUCAUGUUGUUGAGGACCUCCAGGUCAUCAGCCGUCCCGUGCUUGAGCGUCAGCUUGAUGCCGAAUCUGUUCAAGCACAGCAGCAGAAAAGAAUAAUGCACGAAUGGAUGGAUGGAAGGUGUGGCGGCUUCAUCAGCCCCACCGCUGCGUCUCGAUCCGAACGGCGCGGAAUAUGACCUCGCAGAUGCCCAUGCGGCGGUCCGCCGCCCCACCCAUGGCAAAGGGGCGCAGCUGUGGCUGCCCCGGCCCCCCCACCACAUGCACGUUGCCGUCCUGGAUGAUGCUGCGAGUGGCGGCCCUCACGUACUGCUCCACGGCCUGGUUGAUGCGAGUGCUGAGUGGGGCCUCGCCGAUGGGGAUGGAGGGGGCUGGGGUGAGGUAGGCGGCGAUGGUUGUCUGGAUCUCGGAGGGCAGCGUGAUGUGUGUGGUCUCGCUGAUGGGGAUGGGUCGGGUGAGCGAUGCCGUGAUGGAACGGCUGGGCCGCAGGGCGGUGUUGAUGGCACGGAUGGACCGUCGAGGCAUGGUGCGGUUGAGGUAGGUGCCGUAGACGUGGAGGAUCCAUUUGGCGGGGUAGUGGUCCUCCUCGUCGUCGCUAUCGUAAUCGUAAUCGGAAUCGUAAUCGGAAUCGCAAUCGUAAUCGUCGCAUCGACGGCGUCUUCUGGGCUGCCGCUUCUCCUCGGCCAGUGCGAUUGCCCUCUCUGGUGUGACGCCGGCGGCCGUCACCGAGGCACCGUGCGACAGCAAUUCGACCAGGUGCGACACGUCCUUGUCCUUCUUGUCGACGGGGCGCCACGUGACCUCACUCGCCAACACCGCCAGGUGGUACAGCAGCGUGCGGCCAUCGUUGCGGGGCGUGUUGAUGUGCUCUGCCGCACCAUAUCGAUACAGCCCCUCGAUGGUCGCCUUGCGGCGCGCACCCGUGAGGUUGAGCGACGCGUGCCAGAGUGGUCGCAUGCCCUCCCCGUCUGGCGUGUUGACGACGGCACGCCCGCACACCUUGACGAAGUAUUCGAUGAGCCACUUCUGGGACUUGGCCGUGGCCAGGGGAUCCUGGCAGUAUCGGUGGAUUGGCUGCAUGCCGUCCCGGUCCACUUCGGUGAGGACCGACGGGGCGACCUCGCCGAUCUUCUUGACGAGACGCAGAUGGUCAUCCGGAGACAGACCCUUCUCAUCCUCUUCUCGCUCCUGUAGCUGGGACAGCAGCGACGUGCCCGCCACAUGCGCGCUGCAGCUGUAUUGCGGCUGGAGCAGGAUCUCCAGGAGCGGCCAGCGCCCUACCCUGACUGCGAAAGGGAUGGCCUCGGCGGCACCUCCCAUGUCGAUGGGAGCUCCUGCCUCGAGCAGCACCCGCAGGACCUUGCCGGCCGCCGAACCGGUGUGGUAUACCACCAGCCCGAUCAGGCUGAGGUGGCGUUCAUGCGCCUUUACACCCUUAUUGAGGUCGGCACCCCGGUCGAUCAGCCGCUGCGCCCCGGCCUCGUCGAUGGUGCCGCAUGCGAUGCCGAUGGCCAGCUGCUUGGUCAGAUGGCACGCGCCGCCGUCGAAGUCCACUGAUGUGGGUGGAUGGCACGGCCAUCCACCCACCUCGUGUGUGUGGAUGACGGCUGUAUCGUGGAGCCAGGCAGGGAGGGCGUCUGGGUCUGGCAGGACGGUGAAGGCGGGCGGAGGCUGGUUGCUGCCGAAGAACAACGACGGAGUGAAGGCACGCUCAAACUCCUGCAUCCAAGCGAAACCGGACACACACAUAAAUGAAACCAACCGCAGAGACCCCCUGUGCGCGUUGAUUGCUAAUCUGCUCCGAUGGCGUCACGGCGGCCCAGUUGCGACACCAGUUGAUCUCAGUGGACGUGUCGAAAACGAUGAGUAGGGCGGCCGAGUGGCGGCUCGGUACGGCGCGCUUCACGCGCAUUCGCUUGACGGUCAGGCCAUUGGAGUCCGUCACCACGUACUGGUAAGGGUGACGGCCCGGGGGAAUGGGCACACAGACCCUCCAGCCGUCGCAUGUGGGGGAGGGAGGCGCCAUGCGAUGAGUCUUGCCACCAACCACCAACCACCAACGAAACUGACAUGACAGCCGCAAACAAGUCGCACCCUGAGCGGACCACUCGAUCACUUGAUGCAGAUCAGAUCUCCCUCCCGCCGCCUUUGAUACCUGAUUCGCCAUCCUUGAGAUCCUCGGCUGCCAAUGUGAAGACUACAGGGACGGGUUGUGUCUGGGUGCGCCUGCCUUCGUCGGGGUGCUCGAGGCGGUGCAUGACAUCGGCCGGCAACAUCUUCCACUUCUGCUCGUCCGUCAUGCGAGUGUCGUUGGAUUUCAUGGACUGAGGGUAGACG
Vitrella brassicaformis is the source of this 2717-nucleotide messenger RNA. The record is from the annotation of a GenBank genome assembly. NCBI's taxonomy places the organism in Eukaryota, Vitrellaceae.